Messenger RNA from Colletotrichum acutatum, 1217 nucleotides. RefSeq lists its product as uncharacterized. The transcript is spliced from 2 exons. Bases 1 to 882 code for a protein of 293 amino acids. The record is from RefSeq and is a predicted model, not a curated record. Lineage: Eukaryota; Fungi; Ascomycota; Sordariomycetes; Glomerellales; Glomerellaceae.
AUGCUCUUCGGCGGAUGGAAGGAGUCCUGCCCGCAGAUUGCGAAUGGGCAGGUAGAAGCCACUAAGAGUGAAGCAAGCAAAGAAGAAGUGAGUAAAGACGAAGUAAGCAAAGGCAAAGCAGGCGAAGGCGAAGGCCCAGCAAGCAAGGAUGAAGCAGGUGAGGGUAAACCUGGCGAAGUCGAAGUAAGCAAAGACAAAGCAAGCGAGGGCGAAUCAGCCGAAAGCAAAAAGGCAAACGACUGGAUCAUUGAGCUGCCAGAGGAUGGGCUCGAGGAGAUGAUUCUAAUGCUUGAAAUCAUUCAUGGCCACUUCGAUCGCGUACCGUUCAGCCUGAGCGUUCGCAGGCUUCAUGACCUUCUCGUACUCUGUAACAAAUACGAUGUGCUGUCCCUUCUGCGACCUUGGAGUUGGCACUGGCUGAGCGCGAUGCGCUCGACCCUGGACGAGCCGUAUGUGCUCUGGGUCGCUUGGGAAAUGGGCGACGUUUUGCUGUUCCGCGACAUGGUGGUCAGGAUAGCCGAGGGCGUGCCGAUUUCGGCUCUCAACAACCCAAAUGUAAUGGGGGUGCAGUAUGGAAAACAACGGAUGCACUGGACACCUCAAAGUGGCCAGAUCAAUGAGUUUCCGAUGGUUCCACUUGAUUGUCUCCAGAACACGAGCGCAGAUGAUCUUUCAGACCUCAUUUCUCUUACUCGUCUCAUGUUGAUCGAAGCUGCCGUCAAGCCUUACCGCACUAUUCUAUCACAGAUGAAGAGCAAAACUCACUCCUCGAACCAGAAUGCAAUCAAAAAUAAUUGCGUAAAGAACUGCAUUCCGAGCGGCGUCGGUUCUUUGGUCCUGGCGGGGACCCCCGGCUACCUUUCAACUUCACAGGGCACUUGAAGCUGAUUGCGGACCAUCUCGCUGGAAUCAAGAUUACUAUUCCGCAAGGAUGUGGGAACUGUCUCAAGAUGUUCUCAGAUGAGCUGACAAAUGCACGCAGUGUGAUGACAGCAGCCAUCAAGUGCAUAGCUCCCCUCUCAAAGGACCAGCAAGCGCAUCUCGAAAAACGGGCCUUUCAACUUGGAUUGAGAGUAGAAAACGUCGUGGAUCAGGGCGCUAUGCACAUAUGGUACGGAUCUAACAACUGAGUCGUUUAGUGUCCUGAUAUUUCUAUGUUCAUAGGUACUUGGAGGAAGGAAGGUAUCACAUGUAAUUACACGUUUCUGUUUCCACAC